CUCAGCAGAGUUGGUGACCCAUUUUGGAGGGACAUUCUGCUUUCUUGUCCAAGUACUUUUAUAACUCUGGAGCCCCUUCACCACCUGCACAAGGAAUUUUGGGACCAUGACAUGAAGUGGUGCAUAAAUGCAGUUGGUGAAGCUGAAAUCAACUUUUGCUUCUCAGUUUUACAGCCUACUGCAGGGUUCUGUCACUUUAAAGGUGGUGUUGCUAAGCUGAAGCAGGUGACUGGAUGCAUGCACUGUGAUGUCCAGCAUUACAUCAUCAGUGUUAUCGCUGGAGCAGCCCCUCCCAAAAUUAUUACUGCUAUUCAUGUGCUCAUGGACUUCCAAUACCAAGUCCAAGCUUACUGCAUUGACAAUGAUGAUCUUUGUAUAAUAUAA
Pisolithus orientalis is the source of this 384-nucleotide messenger RNA. RefSeq lists its product as uncharacterized. The annotation marks the transcript as partial. The transcript has a single exon. The record is from RefSeq and is a predicted model, not a curated record. Lineage: Eukaryota; Fungi; Basidiomycota; Agaricomycetes; Boletales; Pisolithaceae.